GGCGCAGAACUGUACGACGGGGAGUUAUGCUCUGGCUGUAAGUACGAACGAACGCGUCAACCGAGUGUCGUGUGGUGAUGUGCUUUCGGUAGUGAAUAUUCAUUCUUUUAGGGGGCUCGAUGGAUCUUAGAUGGAUUUUGAUUAUCGCCCUGCUUAGCGUCAGAGAUACAUUUUGUGAAACUUUUGCCAGUGUACCAUCGGCGUCUAUAGCUCCAUCGGAGGUGGACUGUCAGCCAUACGUAGAGAAAGCCAUCAAAGAAUUAGUUACUCCAGAACCUAUUGGAAGUACAGGGCACGACCAAAAUACUCAAAAUGAAAGCCCCCCAAGUGGAAGCACUCCAAAUGAUGAUGUUACAGGCUCGAGUUCUCAAAAUGGUAAUCCUCCGGAUGAUAGCAGACCGAGUACACCGUCCGAACCGGAAAAAUCCGAAAAAAAAGAAGAAACAACCAGAAGCGAAAUAAAUGUAAGUGAAAGUGAGAACACAAUAAAUGCAAAUGAAAAAAUUGACAAUGUAGUGAUUGAAUUUGAAAAAACUCAACAAGUUGAGUUACCCGAAGAAAAUCAAACGAACAAAACUGAAGAAGAAGAUGAAGAAAUCAACAUCGUAAGUGCGGACGAUGAAAGCCCAGAACCUGAUGUUAUUAACAUUGUCGAAAAUAAAGUAAUAGAACCCGAAGAAAAACCCGUCACAAUUAUUUUGAACAAAGAUCAAAUUAAGGAUAAUGUUGAAAUUAUAGUUGAUGUAGAAACUAUAAAAAUUGAAAAAAAUGAAAAAAUACAAGAACCUAUCAUAGCUGAAGUAAAAGUAGAAGAAAAAAUUGAAAAUAAAGUAAAUACAAACCUAGAAACUCCUAAACAAGUAUUUAAAGGGACAAAGAGAAGAAAUCCAAAAUAUUGGAAAUUUGAUCCAGAUGAAGAAACUGAAGAAGUGGUACCUGUAGUAAAAAAACCAAAGAGAAAUCUAAAAUACUGGAAAAUUGAUCCUGAUGAGUUUCCACCAGAAGAACCACCAAAACCAGUUGAAGUUCCAAAACCACGUAAUCCUAAAUACUGGAAACUCGACCCGGAAGAAGAAAAAUUAUACAACUUACUUAAGGCUAAAAAAGCUGAAGAAAUAAAAUCAGCUCCAAAGAAAAGUAAACGGAAUCCCAAGUAUUGGAAAUUUGAUCCAGAUGAAGAAGAAAUAGAAAAAACAAGCAAAAAAAGUGAAGAUAAUCCCGAAAAAAGUACAACAAAGGAAAAAAUCUCAGAAAGAGAAACUAACCAGAUUUUUAAAGGAACAAAAAAACGGAACCCAAAAUAUUGGAAAUUUGACCCAGAUGAAUUUGUAGAAGUAGAAGAGGUUAAAAAACCAAUCGUAAAACCAAAACGAAACCCUAAGUAUUGGAAAUUUGAUCCUGAUGAAGAGAUUGUUGAAAUUAAAAAACCAGUCGAAGAAAAGAAAGAGGAAAAAGAAGUUAACAAAAAAAAUAAAUACUGGAAUACAGACGAUCAAACUGUAGAAACGCAAAAAAUAGUAGAUAAAAAAGAAGAAGAGCAACCAAAAAAGAAUAAAUAUUGGAAAAAGGAAGAAGUCGAAAAUGUAAAACCGAUAGAAGUAACAAAACCAGAAGAACCAGCAACUAAAAAGAACAAAUACUGGAAAACGGAAGAAACAGAGGUACAAAAAGAAGUGAAAGAAGAAGAUAACACUAAAAAAAAUAAAUAUUGGAAAUCCGAUGAAAAACCUGUGGACGCGGUCCAAGAAAAAUUGAUAGAAACUCAACGAGGUAUGUACUGGAAACUAGAUAACGAAGAAAAACCAUCGAAGGACAAAAAAAUUAAAUCGACUGAAGAUAAGAUCAGAGUCGAAGAAGAUCUAUCAGUUGAAGACUUGACAAUGGACGAAGUUGUGCCAAAAAAUCUAAGAAACAAAAGUCACAUCAAGCAAACGUUAAAAAUAGGCGAAGAGACCGCAUCGCAUGACGGUUUUCUGUCAAAAAUUGUGGACACAACUCUGAAAGAGCUAAAAAAAGUUUACGAAUCGGCUAUCAAACCAUUAGAAAUGACUUUCAAAUACAGGGAUCUGAGUAACAGACAUUUUGGAGAACCAGAAAUAUUCUCCAAGCCACUUAUAUUGUUCAUGGGACCAUGGAGUGGUGGAAAAUCAUCUAUAAUUAACUAUCUCCUGGACAUCGAACAUUCUCAAUUCUCAUUAAGAACUGGAGCGGAACCGUCACCUGCGUAUUUCAACAUCAUGAUGUACAACAACCGAGAGGCGAUCCUGGACGGUACGCAACUAGCGGCCGACUGGACGUUUUCGGGUCUUCAAAAAUUCGGUCAAGGUUUGUUGGACAAACUCCGUGGACUCAAACUGCCUCAUCCUUUAUUAGAGAAGGUGAACAUAGUGGAGAUUCCGGGGAUAUUAGAAAUGCGCAAGCACGUGGACCGCGUGUUCCCGUUCAACGACGUGUGCCAAUGGUUCAUCGACAGAGCUGACAUGAUAUUCUUGGUGUACGAUCCGUCAAAAUUGGACGUAGGCCCGGAGACCGAAGCGAUAUUGGAUCAACUCAAAGGUAGAGAGUAUCAGACCCGGAUACUGUUGAACAAAGCCGACAAGAUCCGCGCCGAGGAGUUGAUGCGCGUGCAGGGCACACUCAUAUGGAACAUCAGCCCGCUCAUGUCCAGCGCGGAACCUCCGGUCAUCUACUCGGUGUCCCUGUGGUCUAACCCGUACGAGAUCGGAUCGCCCGCCCGGCUGCUGCACUCGCAAGAGCUGUCGUUCCUGAAGGACAUCCGGUCGGCCGUCGACCGACGAGUCGAAAACAAAAUCGCCAGUGCCCGACGGUUCGCGGUCCGGGUUAGGAAUCACGCGAAGAUGGUGGACUGCUACCUGACCACGUAUUACAACCACAAGACGUUCUUCGGCAACAAGAAGACGGUCAGCGACGACAUCAUCGAGAACCCGCAAAACUAUCACAUCUACGAGGGACUGAGCACGCUGACCAACAUAUCCCGGUACGAUCUGCCGGACCCAGACGUGUACCGGGACUUCUUCCGCCUGAACCCGGUGUACGAGUUCAAACGGCUGCAAGACACGUGCACGUACUUCCGGGGCUGUCCGAUAAACAAGUUGGACAUGGCCAUCGCGUAUGACCUGCCCGACCUGAUCGGACAAUACAAAAGACAAGAGGAAGAGCUGGUGGUGGUGGCGCCUUAACGUCUGCAGCGCGUAUAAGCGUAACACGUCAUCGAUUAUACAUAAAUAUAAUAAUUCUCUGCUCCUAUCCACCGAGUAUACAUAUAUAGAUAUAUAUUUAUAUAUUUAUA
This is a messenger RNA of Sipha flava (yellow sugarcane aphid), 3310 nucleotides long. RefSeq names its product sarcalumenin. The record is from RefSeq and is a predicted model, not a curated record. The transcript has 11 exons. The coding region runs from base 120 to 3200 and encodes 1026 amino acids. NCBI's taxonomy places the organism in Eukaryota, Metazoa, Arthropoda, Insecta, Hemiptera, Aphididae.